CUGAUCUCACUGUCCGAUAUGAUGGACGUCCACCAGUCCCCACUUCCUUUACCCUUUCAAGUGCCGAAGAGAGCGCGUGUAGAGGCUGUGCUUAACUCCUUCGAAGCAAAUGGUCUGAUAUUGUAUGAAUUUCUCGACGCUUGCCUUAGCGAUGAGCUGCGUUACAACCCCACAAAUCUCCAUAAAAUCAAGGGGUCUCUCCCUACGCUUGUUGGUCUCAUUAUUGAAAGGGAAAGCCUCCAAAAGUUGCUCCUUUACACUCGCCAACAACUCACGAAUGAGCUCGAUUGCCUGACAGACAUAGCCUCUGGCUUCCAUUCCUCAGCUUCAUCAAUGACACACAAGGAAGUUAAAUUUCCGUCUGUUCAGCGGACAGCGAAGAAAUUCUCCCAUAAAGCUCCUACUUUGUGGGCUGACAUUGACGAUUUGGAAAACGAAGACGAUGAUUGCUGGUUAGAUUCUAGUGGCCUCCCACCUUCGUCUCAAAGGAGCCGAUCCCGUAGUGAGAAGCGGCAGCAAUGGCACCCAGUAUAUCAAAGUUUUGCCAGAGCUGUCAAGAGCAAAUCCCUCCGAUGGAUCUGGGCAACGACUGCUCUCAAUUGGAAACCACAAAGAGUCUUCCCAAAGACGUCAGCGACAUUUCUCCUUAUUGUAUCUUCCGUUGGCUCAGCAUUUGGGUGCGGAUAG
Cantharellus anzutake is the source of this 687-nucleotide messenger RNA. RefSeq lists its product as uncharacterized. The coding region runs from base 19 to 687 and encodes 222 amino acids. Lineage: Eukaryota; Fungi; Basidiomycota; Agaricomycetes; Cantharellales; Hydnaceae. The record is from RefSeq and is a predicted model, not a curated record. The transcript is spliced from 4 exons.